Drosophila grimshawi is the source of this 1451-nucleotide messenger RNA. Its product is annotated as ejaculatory bulb-specific protein 1. The coding region runs from base 159 to 1070 and encodes 303 amino acids. Lineage: Eukaryota; Metazoa; Arthropoda; Insecta; Diptera; Drosophilidae. The transcript has 2 exons. Gene Ontology annotation, molecular function: protein binding. The record is from RefSeq and is a predicted model, not a curated record.
UUGUCGCAACCGGUUCUGGAAUAUGACGAAACCACAACAUCUGUUCCCCCGUCGAUCACAUAACUGGUUGGCUACGGCGGCUACAGUUUCAAAUCGUAUAAAAGUCAAUGCCAAGACCCAGUUCAGGACACAGAAGUCCAAGAAGUUGAAGUCACAAGAUGGGCAAGCUCCUUUUCAUUUUGGCCACAGUGCUGCUGUGUUAUGAUUGCAACGCAGCGCAGGUGAUGCCAACUACAGAAAUUGGCCGGGUAACGGUUCAAGUGCCAUUGCUGGUCAAUGGAAAGCCCGUUGUGUCCAAGGAUAUGGAUCAGCAUGAGGUGGCUAGUGUGGUGGAGGUAAAGCCAGGAAAGGUGAUGACCGAGCAGGUGGUGGUGCCACCCACUGCUAAGGUGCCACUGGCUAAGGUACGAAAUAUGAGAGCUAUCGUACCAACGGCUAAUCAUGGUAUGCCCAAUCCUGGAAUCCCUACUCCUGGCAUGCCCAAUCCUGGAGUCCCUACUCCUGGCAUGCCCAAUCCUGGAAUCGAAACUCGUGGCAUGCCCAAUCCUGGAAUCCUUAUUCCUGGCAUGCCCAAUCCUGGAGUCCCCCUUACUGGCAUGCCAAACCUUGGAAUCGAAACUCGUGGCAUGCCCAAUCCUGGAAUCCCUCUUCCUGGAAUGCCCAAUCCUGGUAUGCCCAUACCAGGUAUGCCCAAUCCUGGCAUGCCCAGCCCUGACCACUCAAGUGCCAGCUCAGAAGUUCAUCCUGUUGUCGCACCAGCAGAGACCACAACUAGCUCAACCAAUCGCAUGGCCUCCAAGAACUGUCAUCAGUUGCUACUGGCCAGCGUUACGACACCGCUGCCAACUCCGCCUACACCCGUUGAGAAGUGCGAUGAGUUAUGCACCAAGUUGGAGCUGAAUCCCAUCUGCGCCUACAAUGGCAACUGUAUCCAUGAGUUUCCCAAUCAGUGCGUCAUGAAUGCCUUCAACUGCAAGCAUCGCGAUGUGGCCUUCAGUGCAGUGGACGAGGAUAUCUGUCAAAUGGGAGUAUGCGCUCAUCGCUGCCGAGCCGAUGACCUCAAUAUGUGAAUUACUUAAGAAACACCUGAACUAAAUAUAUGUUUACUUGUAAAAUUGUAUUACUAUCAUAAAUACGUACAUAUGCUAUGAAAAAAAGCAAAAGUUAUACAAACCAACACAGCUCACUACAAAUAAUCGGAUAACAAAGCAUAAAAAGCAGAGUUGAGAAUCUUUAGGUAGUCGUCUUUUGGCAACGAGAGAACAAUGUGGAACAUGCACCACAACUUUAUUUAGUCGAGCAGACAAUAGUUGCACAUGCUAAAUUUAUGUAUUUGAAUCAAACUUUGUGCAACAAGAGAAAAUUUUAAUACUUUUUUUGUGAAUAAAAUUGAGCAAUAAACCAUUGUAAACAAUGCACAGAAUAAAGUUUAUUGUUGAAAAUCCACAAAA